Molecule: messenger RNA, 3181 nt
Organism: Melanotaenia boesemani (Boeseman's rainbowfish)
Lineage: Eukaryota; Metazoa; Chordata; Actinopteri; Atheriniformes; Melanotaeniidae
Gene: hgsnat
Product: heparan-alpha-glucosaminide N-acetyltransferase
Exons: 18
Coding region: 102-2048 (648 amino acids)
Source: RefSeq, a predicted model, not a curated record
UAUCAAAGACUUGAUGCAAUAUAAACGUAGUCUCUUUUCACUUUGUCCCUUCUCGCCUCCACUACAAUGUCAAAACAAGGAAGGAUAGGAAGUGGUAUAUUAUGGGAAAAGGAACAUUAAAGGAAGACACCAAAUCAUCUUCGUUCGUUGAGGUGAAACCAAAAACACACAAAGAAAUGGCACAGCUAGAGACGAAUAAUCUUUUUUAUUUAGCUGCUCUCGCAUUGUUUGCAGCCGUUUGCGUGGUACCACUGACAGCUGAGACAUCUAAAGCUGAUAUCCGUCAUCAUAAGCACUUACCUUUGAAGAUGGAUGAGGCACUUUUGAGAGUCAACAACGAGCUGGAGACAGAGGUGCUGGUGUCCUGGAAGUCAGACCGCUGCUACCAGUGUUUGUACCAGCAGCUUGGGGUGGUACCUUCAGGGCCCAGUCCUGGUCUGCCCAGUUCAGUCGACUUUGUUGUAGACACGCAGCAUGAAAUAACACUACAGCUCAACAGUACUCCUGUCAGCCUGGAGUUCUGCAAAGUUCAGUUCCACUUUGGGGAGCAUGGGAACUACUCACUGUGGGUGAAAAAUCUGAACGAGCCUGGGGUUGUCAACUGCUCUGUUGUGACAGAUGCAGACCCGGUGAACAGCUAUAUCCCGAUCCUGGUUGCUUUUUUUAUCUUUGUUGGAAUGGCUUUGGUGUUUGCCAUUGGAAGAAGAUUACUAGGAACUGAUGUCAUGAGAGGUCUCAUUCUCCGAAUUGGUGGGUCCAUGGAGACAGAGAGACUCAUCAACUCUGAACUGGGCUCCCCUCGGAUAGAGACACCCGUCACUGACAACAUCCUCCCUCCUCCAGCCAGCAACAGAAGGCUUCGGUCUCUGGACACAUUCAGAGGUAUCUCCUUGGUCAUUAUGGUGUUUGUAAAUUACGGAGGAGGACGAUACUGGUUCUUCAGACAUGAAAGUUGGAAUGGUCUUACAGUGGCAGAUCUCGUCUUCCCUUGGUUUGUGUUCAUAAUGGGCACAUCCAUCGCGCUGUCUAUCAACUCUCUGCUGCGCGCAGGCCUGAGCCGUCGCUCUCUGCUCAGGAAGGUGGUGUGGAGGAGCAUGCAGCUGUUCCUCAUCGGCGUCUUCGUCAUUAACCCAAACUACUGCCAGGGAGCAUUGUCUUGGAACACCCUGCGAAUCCCCGGUGUGUUGCAGCGCCUCGCCUGGUCGUACUUGGUUGUAGCCAGCCUGGACUUAUUGGUGGCAAGAGGAAACCUCGACAUCUUCACAACAGAAGCUUGGUGGUCUACUGCCCUGGACAUCUUGCUGUACUGGCCAGCCUGGUUGUGUGUGCUUCUUUUGGAAACCAUCUGGCUUUUCCUCACUUUCCUUCUUCCUGUCCCAGAUUGCCCAACUGGCUAUCUGGGUCCAGGUGGGAUCGGAGACAUGGGCCUCUAUCCUAAAUGCACCGGUGGAGCAGCUGCUUUGAUUGACCGUUGGCUGUUGGGAACAAACCACAUCUACCAGAGUCCUUCAUCACGGGUGGUUUAUGCAACGUAUGUCCCAUAUGAUCCAGAAGGUGUUCUGGGCAGCAUCAACUCUGUCCUCAUGGCUUUUCUUGGAUUACAGGCAGGAAAAAUAAUCUUACACUAUCGGGAUCUCCCUACAAGUAUUAUAUCAAGGUUCCUCCUAUGGGGUCUGUUUUUGGGAAUCAUAUCCGCAGUACUGACCAAGUGUUCCACAGACCAGGGAUUCAUCCCUGUUAACAAGAACCUUUGGUCUCUCUCCUAUGUGACAACGUUGGCUUGUUUUGCCUUUGUGCUGCUAGUGCUGGUGUACUACACAGUGGAUGUGAAGAAAUGGUGGUCUGGAGCACCUUUCUACUACCCUGGUAUGAACUCCAUCCUUGUGUAUGUUGGCCAUGAGGUGCUAGAGGACUACUUUCCCUUCCGCUGGAACAUGACAAACAGCCAAUCCCAUACUGAGCAUCUCAUCCAGAACCUCUUUGCUACUUCCUGUUGGGUCUUCAUCUCCUACAUACUCUACAGAAAGAGGAUUUUCUGGAAGAUUUAGCAGAGGAGCCUCGAACUGAACAUCAGUGCACAACAAAAGUAGAGGACAUUGUUUACAUCAGAAUUGCUGGAGAUUAAUCUGAAAACAUUUUGCCAGUUUGAAGCAGGGACUGAUUUACUGUCAGUGCUGCGAUGAUCUUCUGUCUAAAUUUUUUCUUUUUGUUUAAACAGCACUUUUUUUUUCUUUUUGUAAACAGAGUAUUGGGCCAUAAAUAUUCUAUACUUCAUCCAAAGAUCUUUAGUUAUGAACAACCAAGCCGAGCUCUGUCAAACAUCUUCACUUAAUGAUGUAAAGCUUAGACAAGUAUGGUUUGCCAAUUUGGCAACUGUGGAGACUACCAUUAUUAAUCUGCUGUUGGACUAUAUAAGAUAAGUUCCAGCAGCAGGAUGCUGCUUUUAUUAUUUUCAAACCCUUGUUGGUUUCUCUUUGGGAUAAUCCCUGCUGCCAUCUUAAGUAUUAAACUCUAAAAGCAGAAGUGGGGUCACUGUGAUCUUUGAAAAGACAAAAAAAGGUCACUCUUGAUUGUAUUGUUAACAUAUAUCAUUGCCACACCACUGUGGAAGAUGAAGGAAUGGGGGCAGGCUGUUUAGGAGGUCAUAUUAGAUGACUAAUAUAACCUGCUCGAGGUUGCUUGUUUCGCAUUUUGGUUCAUGCUGAAGCAGCAAGUAUAUACAUAUUUUUGGGGAUUGCAACGAACAAGUUACUGAAAUGCCCUUUUUAAAAUUCUGCCGCAUGUGUGCCUUCAUAUUAGUUUACAUCAGCAUAAGCAGAACUGAUUUAAUCUUAUCUUGACAAAUUGUGUCUUUGCUAUUUGUUGACAAGUGUGCCCUAAAUUAACAGAUUUCUGCUAUUUAUUUCUACAUACAACAGUAGCAAUUGUAAUGUUUGUAAUGAGUGCAACAUCCCAUAGGGCUUACUAUACCUUAUACAUGUGCCCCCUGUUUCAUCCACAGUUCAUAUAAACUUUAACACUUUUUCUUUUCUUUUUUUUUUUUUUAAGAAUCACAUGUUAAAUAUGUAGCUUAUCUAAUGCUGUCAAAAAUUCAUGUAGUACUGUGAACAGAUUCCAAGUAAUUUUGUCAAACUUUUAUUCAUAUAAUUUUUAUAUAUUCACUGUUUAAAAAUAAAAACUA